UGAACUGCGAGACUCUAGGCGCACCCGGGUCCGGUCGGUGACAAAUACCUUUUUCUCGUCAACGGUCGGCAAGUUAACGGCACUUAAAUGUCGUAACAGACAUUUUAUUCUGAAUAUUUCUUUAAAGUCUUUUUUUCCUCGGUACGUGCGACACAUGGCUUCGUUUUAACUAAAACGUCCGAGCUGUGGAGGUAUUUUAACGGACGGGGAAGCCGCUGACAGCUCAGGAUCUGAGCACCACGUCUCGUUUUUACCGGCUUCUAGCUAUAACGUAACAAAUACGGUUUUAACGCGAGCUAACGUUACGGGAGAGUGUGUGCUCGUCUGUUAAGUUGAAUUACCGAGAGGAAGCUCGUUAAUCUGAAGUUUACUCGAGGAUAAAGUCGUGUUUGAAUUUUAACCGGCUGAAAUAACGUAGUGGCCUCUCUCGGCUCUGUGACGUAGCUACUAACCGGUGUGGGGCCGAAACGCCGAACCGGGACCCUCAUGAUGCACCAACAGGGCUCGUUGAUGCGCCCCCUUCUCGGUGAUGUUUUCUGCCAGUGCUGUUCAGCAGAGACCCACCCCGGCGUGGACCCGGGAGGCGGCGGCGGAGGGGGGAGGCACGCCACCGGGGACCCCGUCGACCCCGGUCAGUCUGAGCACUCCUGUGACAUCUGCGGUGGACCUGAGCAGGAGCACCGGCUCAAGGUGCUGUUCCAGGUCCUAGAUGUGAACGGGGACGGAGGCAUUUGUGUGAACGACCUGACGAUCGGACUGAAGAAGUUAGGAGUCCAUCGCACUGAACAUGAGCUCAUGAAAAUCGUGAAAGCCGGAGACAAAGACCUGGACGGACAGCUGGACUUUGAGGAGUUUGUUCAUUAUCUCAGAGACCACGAGAAGAAACUGCGGCUGGUCUUUAAGAGUCUGGACAAAAAGAAUGAUGGUCGGAUUGACUCGCAGGAAAUCAUGCAGUCUCUGCGUGACCUGGGCGUGAACAUCUCAGAGGAGCAGGCAGACAAGAUCCUCAGAAGAAUAAGGAGGGGUCAUAUCUGGGCCCCUAUCCUGUAUAUGGAUAAAAAUGGCACGAUGACGAUCGACUGGAACGAGUGGAGGGAUUAUCACCUUCUGCAUCCAGCAGACAACAUUCCUGAGAUCAUCCUGCACUGGAGACAUGCCACGAUUUUAGAUGUUGGGGAGAGUUUGUUGGUGCCGGAUGAGUUCACAGCAGAGGAGAAGAAAACAGGAAUGUGGUGGCGACACCUGGUGGCCGGAGGAGGAGCUGGCGCUGUAUCUCGAACCUGCACGGCUCCUCUGGACAGACUCAAAGUGAUGAUGCAGGUUCACGCCUCCAAGAGCAACAGCAUGAGAAUCACUGGAGGGUUCAUGCAGAUGAUCAGAGAGGGCGGAGUGAGGUCGCUGUGGCGAGGAAACGGCAUCAAUGUCAUCAAAAUCGCUCCAGAGUCUGCGAUCAAGUUCAUGGCAUAUGAACAGAUUAAACGAUUAAUCGGCAGUAACCAGGAGACAUUGGGCAUCGCGGAGAGGCUGGUGGCCGGCUCUCUGGCCGGAGUGAUCGCUCAAAGCAGCAUCUACCCCAUGGAGGUCUUGAAGACACGGCUGGCCCUGAGGAGGACGGGUCAGUACUCGGGCAUCGUGGAUUGUGCCAAACACAUCUUCAAGAAGGAGGGCGCGGCCGCUUUCUACAAAGGCUACGUUCCCAAUAUGCUGGGCAUCAUCCCGUACGCCGGCAUCGACCUCGCCAUCUAUGAGACUCUGAAGAACGCUUGGCUGCAGCGAUUCGCCACAGACAGCGCUGAUCCCGGUGUGUUCGUGCUCUUGGCGUGUGGUACAACUUCGAGCACGUGUGGACAGCUGUCCAGCUACCCGCUUGCCCUCGUCAGGACACGAAUGCAGGCUCAAGCGACCCUUGAAGGCGGCCCUCAGAUGAGCAUGACAGGCCUCUUCAAACACAUAGUCAGGACCGAGGGGCUGACGGGACUCUACCGAGGCCUCGCACCAAACUUCAUGAAGGUUAUUCCCUCCGUCAGCAUCAGCUACGUCGUCUACGAGCACCUCAAGAUCACUCUGGGGGUCCAGUCCAAGUGAGGCCAUCAACGCUCCAAAGGUGUUUUUCUGUUAUUGUGAAGAAACGUGUAGAAACGUGCAGCUGACAUUCAACAUAUUUAAAUCAAACUCUUUUUUCUCUUUUUUUUGUUAAAAGGACAAAUGUGAACGAAUAGGAGUUUCAACUUGAAGCAUAGAGGCUCAUAAGAGAGAGAGGAAAGUGAAGCUUGAUCCCUGAAGUCUAGCAGCGCUUAUGAGCCUGUUAGUGCAUGUUCAGGGAGACACAAGUUUACAUUGAGUGCAUGAAAGCUGGUUACUGGUGGACCAGUAGGAUUAACCUUCUUGUUUAGGACACUACAGACCGGAUCAGCUAGUCUCUGCAAAGAAAAAUCUUUGUGUUGAAGGGCUUUGCUGCAGCAUAUCAUGAAGCAUUUCCAAACAGACUGGAAAAUUUGCGCACGUCUGCUCAUCAGAAACACACUAAGUACCUGAACUCCCUUUUUGUAUGUUCGAUGCUCAUCAUGUUGACCUGGACAGAUUCUACAGCUAAGUCCUGCGUAACAAGAAGGUCAAACAAGACUCCAGUGGAUCAUGACAUUUGUUUAAUAUAUAUUCAGUUGCAGCUGAAGCUCUAAUAUGUCCACAAACUUUACAAGGAUUAAGAAGCAGUCGUCCGUUACAACAUUUCAGUAAAGGUGCACAAAGGUUUUUGCAUCAUCCAAAAAGUAUUAAACUUCAGACCACCUGCAGACUUCUUGAUGACAAGACAAAAAAGAAUCAAUGAAAACUAAACCAUCAAAUAUAUCACCCUACAAUAUUUCA
Messenger RNA from Labrus bergylta (ballan wrasse), 2865 nucleotides. RefSeq names its product solute carrier family 25 member 25b (gene slc25a25b). The record is from RefSeq and is a predicted model, not a curated record. Gene Ontology annotation, biological process: ATP transport; ADP transport; transmembrane transport. NCBI's taxonomy places the organism in Eukaryota, Metazoa, Chordata, Actinopteri, Labriformes, Labridae. Gene Ontology annotation, cellular component: mitochondrial inner membrane. Gene Ontology annotation, molecular function: ATP transmembrane transporter activity; calcium ion binding.